ACACACACACACACGCACACAAGCAUACACACACAUCCGCACUCCCGCACACUCACACACACACUCACACACUCACCUAUACAGACUGAGUCAGGCUCACAAUGAGCUCGUAUCUGGAGCUGUUCGGACUGUUCGUGCUGCUGAUGUUGCCCUUUCUGUACGAGACGAAUCACAUAUUUCGCUAUUAUUUCAAGUUCAUGUUGUACUAUGGAAUCGUCUCCCUCAAUGCGAUCAUAUUGAUACCCGCAUUUCUCACACGGCCAUGUGAUGUACGCAAUUUACUUUGGGCCAGCACCUGGUGUCAUCGUGUCACAGCUCUGAUUGGACUGCGCUGGGAGCUGCGUGGCAAGGAGCAUCUGGAGAAGGAUCGGGCAUGCAUCAUCGUGGCCAAUCAUCAGAGCUCGCUGGAUGUGCUGGGCAUGUUUAAUAUCUGGCAUGUGAUGAACAAGUGCACGGUGGUGGCCAAGCGGGAGCUGUUCUAUGCCUGGCCCUUCGGACUGGCUGCCUGGUUGGCCGGGCUCAUAUUCAUCGAUCGGGUGCGCGGCGAGAAGGCCCGCGACACGCUGAACGCCGUCAAUCGUCGCAUCAAGGAGCAACGCAUUAAGCUAUGGGUAUUCCCGGAGGGCACGCGCCGCAACACGGGCGAGCUACAUCCGUUCAAGAAGGGCGCCUUUCACAUGGCCAUCGACCAGCAGAUACCCAUACUGCCGGUCGUCUUCAGCUCCUACUGCACAUUCCUCAAUGACAAGAAGAAGAUAUUGAAUGCCGGCCGGAUAGUGAUAACCACGUUGCCGCCGGUUAGCACCGAGGGCCUGACCAAGAACGACAUCGAUCAGCUAAUGGAGCGUGUGCGUAGUCAAAUGAUCGAAACCUUCAAGCUCACCUCAGCGGAGGUGCUGCAGCGCUACAAGCCCCACAAGCCCAUAACCCCAACGGUGGUCAAUGGCGCCGAGGCUGUGGCAGCCGCUGUCGCCAGCAGCUCCGGCUACGCGCAGCUGCAUGCGGCCAGUGCCUCCUACGAGACGUACAAGAGCAGCGCCAGCGGCAAGGCGCCCAUGCUGAAGACCCUGUAGGUCUCUGCCUAUAUAUAUAUGUAUAUAUACAUGACAUAUAUACAUGUAUGUGUAGGUGGGUGCCUAGCAAUACUUUACUUAUGACAUGCACGAUCGAGACUUUCUUCUUAGGCAACACACAUACCAAAAAAA
Molecule: messenger RNA, 1205 nt
Organism: Drosophila navojoa
Lineage: Eukaryota; Metazoa; Arthropoda; Insecta; Diptera; Drosophilidae
Gene: Agpat1
Product: 1-Acylglycerol-3-phosphate O-acyltransferase 1
Biological process (GO): phosphatidic acid biosynthetic process
Cellular component (GO): membrane; endoplasmic reticulum
Molecular function (GO): 1-acylglycerol-3-phosphate O-acyltransferase activity
Source: RefSeq, a predicted model, not a curated record